ACUUCUCUUAUAUAUAUGCUUCUACAGGUCUUUAACCUAAAGAGUGUCCUUAAAUUUCAAUCCUUUUUUUAAACUAGUAACUUUUUUAUUAAUUAAAUUAUGGAGGUAGUCGAAGAUGUAAUUGAAAAAUCACCUUUAAACGAAGAAGAAUUGCUCAAAAAACAUCGACAAGAACGAAAAGACCUACAAGCCCAGAUACAAUCUUUAAAAAAAGGUGUAGUUAAAGGCGAUAAAAAGAAAAAAAAGGAAGUUACAGAAAUGAUAUCGAAAUUAGAACAAGAACUGGAUGCAGAGCAAGCGCUGGAGUUGAACAACGUAGCUGCCAAUGAUACAGUUUCAUCCGAGCUUUCAUCAAUUAAUGAGGUAGUCAAUGGAGAUGUACCCACUAAGAUCUCCAGAGCACAAAAAAGGAGAACGAAAAAAGAAACCGAAAACAAGGAGCGUGAGAAGAGAAUAGCAGAGGAAGAAGUCAAUCAUCGGCAAGGGCCACGUGUCGUCGAGUUAAAUACCAUUAAAGAACUGCUACAAAAUGAAGGACUGCAAAUUUUUAAUAUACCCGCGGAUGGUAAUUGCUUGUAUUGCGCCAUUAAUCACCAACUGGAGGUGACGGGCCGAGUCAGCUCGAAUGUUUCGAAGCUACGUAAACUUACUGCUUCAUUUAUACGCGACAAUAAAGAGGAGUUUCUUCCAUUCAUGUAUAACGAUGACGACGAUGAACUUAUAGGAGAAGACAAGUUUGAGAAGUAUUGCAAAGAUGUAGCUAAUACUAAAUUGUGGGGAGGACAGUUGGAACUUACUGCCCUGUCGAGCGUUUUAAAGUGCCCCAUUAAAGUUAUUCAAGCUUCGGGCCCUUUAACUAUCCAAGCCGAACAGUACGAAGGUCCACCCUUAAUUCUGACGUAUCACAAGCAUUUAUAUCGAUUGGGGGAGCAUUACAACUCGACCAUUACUUCAGUAGACGAUAAUAUGCAAGAAAGUGAAGAUACUUUUGCCUAAAGCAUGUCAAUUUUUUUUUAAACAUUUUUUUUUUAAAUGGUUCUGUUUUGACCAUUUUUUUAAUUUAUGUAUGUAUUAAAGAACUUGAAAUUGAUUAAGCCGAUAGUAUUUAUUAAAAAAUAAUUACAUAUGUACACAAAUGGUUACUUCCAUUGAAUUAUCGCUAAUAAAAAUAUUUAACUACU
Messenger RNA from Photinus pyralis (common eastern firefly), 1181 nucleotides. RefSeq names its product deubiquitinase OTUD6B-like. The record is from RefSeq and is a predicted model, not a curated record. NCBI's taxonomy places the organism in Eukaryota, Metazoa, Arthropoda, Insecta, Coleoptera, Lampyridae. The transcript has a single exon. Gene Ontology annotation, molecular function: cysteine-type deubiquitinase activity. Bases 100 to 996 code for a protein of 298 amino acids. Gene Ontology annotation, biological process: protein deubiquitination.